Agelaius phoeniceus (red-winged blackbird) is the source of this 5232-nucleotide messenger RNA. NCBI's taxonomy places the organism in Eukaryota, Metazoa, Chordata, Aves, Passeriformes, Icteridae. The record is from RefSeq and is a predicted model, not a curated record.
CUGAACCUGGUGGGCUGAAAGAUCCAGUGGCUUCUUUUUUUCCUGGGUCAGUGGAGAUCUGAAGUCCAUCUCAGCCUGAGCUCCCGGGAUCCUGUCGCCAUGGAGACCGAAAGUGAGCAGAACUCCAACUCCACCAGCGGGAGCUCCAGUUCUGGAGGAAGCACCCGGCCUCAGAUCUCGCAGAUGUCUCUCUAUGAGCGGCAGGCAGUACAGGCUCUGCAGGCACUCCAGAGACAGCCCAAUGCAGCCCAGUACUUCCAUCAGUUCAUGCUCCAGCAGCAGUUUAACAGUGCCCAACUUCACAGCCUGGCUGCUGUCCAGCAGGCUACAAUUGCAGCCAGUAGACAGGCCAGCUCCCCCAACACUAGCACCUCGCAACAGACCACCACAACCCAGGCUUCUAUCAACCUUGCCACCACGUCAGCUGCUCAGCUGAUCAGUCGGUCGCAGAGCGUGAGCUCCCCGAGCGCCACCACGCUGACGCAGUCUGUGCUCCUCGGGAACACCACCUCACCUCCUCUCAACCAGUCACAGGCACAGAUGUACCUUCGGCCGCAGCUGGGGAACCUGUUGCAGGUGAACCGGACCUUGGGCCGCAAUGUGCCUCUCGCCUCCCAGCUCAUCCUGAUGCCCAAUGGGGCUGUGGCUGCUGUCCAGCAGGAGGUACCACCCACUCAGUCUCCUGGGGUCCACGCAGACACAGACCAGGUGCAGAACUUGGCUGUGAGGAGCCAGCAGACCUCUGCCGCUAACGCCCAGCUCCAAGGCUCUGCUCAGAAGACGGCCCUGCCAGGCAGCUCCCAGGCCUCAGGCUUACCGCAGGCCGCCAGCACGGGCCAGAGCAUGGCCGUGGCCCAGGCCUCCUCCAGCGGGGCAGGCCAGUCCCUCAACCUGAGCCAGGCAGCAGCGGGCAGCAAUGGUGUCUCUGGGGGCGUGGUGGCCACCGGUGGGAGCCAGCCCUCAAUGGCACUGAGCCAGAGCUCCUCAGCAGGUGCCACUGGCAGUUGCCAGAGGAAGGGCACUGGAGUGGUUCAGCCGCUGCCCGUGGCAGCUGCCCAGGCCGUGACUGUCAGCCAGGGCAGCCAGACAGAGACGGAGAACGCAGCUGCAAAGAAGGGUGACACAGACAGUGGUGGACAGCAAACGGUGGGCAUGAACCUCACCAGGACCGCUACACCAGCACCCAGCCAGACGCUGAUCAGCUCAGCAACAUAUACGCAGAUCCAGCCACACUCGCUGAUCCAACAGCAGCAGCAGAUCCACCUGCAGAAGCAGGUGGUGAUCCAGCAGCAGAUAGCCAUUCACCAGCAGCAGUUCCAGCACCGCCAGUCCCAGCUCCUCCACACAGCCACCCAUCUCCAACUUGCUCAACAGCAGCAACAGCAGCAAGCAGCAUCUCUGACCCAGCAGCAGCAGCAAGCUCAGCCUCCGCAGCAGCAGGCUCCCCCUCAAAACCAGCAGCAGGCACAGACCCUUGUUGUGCAACCUAUGUUGCAGUCCCAGCCACCGCAUUUACAGCUCCAGCAGGACAGUCCGUGCCAGCCAGCCACCAAGUCACCUGUUCCUAUCCAGUCAAAAUCUCUGGUCACCCCCAUCAAACCCCCUCAGCUUGGGCCUGCCAAAAUGUCAGCAACACAGCAGCCUCCUCCACACAUCCCAGUGCAGGUGGUGGGCACUCGGCAGCAGGGCUCAGGCCAAGCCCAAGCACUGGGCUUGGCUCAGAUUGCUGCAGCGGUGCCGACUUCGCGGGGAAUGCCAGCUGUAGUCCAGCCUGUUUCCCAAACCCAUGCUGCUUCCCCAUCAUCAUCUUCAGCUCCAGCAUCCUCACAGGAAGCUCCCCCUCUCACCACAGGGGUGAAUUUGGCACAAGUUCAAGGCACAGCCCACAUGGUGAAGAGCCCAGCUUCCUCUCCAGUUGUGGCUCAGAUGCCAGCAGCAUUCUACAUGCAGUCUGUCCAGUUGCCAGGCAAAUCUCAGACCUUGGCAGUAAAGCGCAAGGCAGAGUCAGAGGAAGAGAAGGAGGAGCCGGCCAGUGUCACCACACUCAUGCCUGCCAGGUCCUCUCCUGUAACAGACAACCCCAAAACCAUGGAGGAGAAGAGUGGCCUUGGAGAUAAUUCUGAUCCUGCUGCCAUUGCAACCCCAAAUGCCACAUCAAGUGAAGGAGUCUCAGCCACCCCCACCUCUGCUUCCACUCCAAACCUGGCAUUGGUGUCACGUCAGAUGGGAGACUCCAAACCUCCGCAAGCCAUCGUCAAGCCCCAGAUCCUCACACACAUCAUUGAAGGCUUUGUCAUCCAGGAGGGAGCAGAGCCCUUUCCAGUGGGUUGUUCUCAGCUGCUGAAAGAAUCUGAGAAACCACUGCAGGGAGAGGCUCCUUCUGGUCAGAAUGAAAACCUGUCCAGCAAUUCUCUGGGAGAGGACAGUGCUUCCAUGGAGCUUGACAAGAAGGCAAACUUGUUGAAGUGUGAAUAUUGUGGGAAGUAUGCCCCAGCAAGCCAGUUCCGUGGCUCCAAGAGGUUUUGUUCCAUGACCUGUGCUAAAAGGUACAAUGUCAGCUGCAGCCAUCAGUUCCGGCUGCAGAGAAAGAAGAUGAAGGAAUUCCAGGAAGCCAACUAUGCCCGUGUGCGCCGACGGGGACCACGGCGCAGCAGCUCCGAAAUCGCUCGAACAAAGAUCCAGGGCAAGCGCCACAGGGGCCAGGAAGACUCGAGCCGAGGCUCUGAUAACUCCAGCUAUGAUGAAGCUUUGUCCCCUACAUCUCCAGGACCCCUGUCAGUAAGGGCCAGUCAUGGAGAGAGGGACCUGGCAAACUCUAAUAUGGCCCCCCCUACCCCAGAUCUACAUGGCAUCAAUCCAGUCUUCCUGUCGAGCAACCCUAGUCGUUGGAGUGUGGAGGAAGUGUACGAGUUCAUUGCAUCGUUGCAAGGGUGCCAAGAAAUUGCUGAGGAAUUUCGGUCACAGGAAAUUGAUGGUCAGGCCCUGUUGCUUCUGAAGGAGGAACAUCUCAUGAGUGCCAUGAACAUCAAGCUGGGACCAGCUCUCAAGAUCUGUGCCAAGAUCAAUGUCCUCAAGGAGACCUAAGAACUCUGAAGCCAGAGGUCUCACUUUUGCUCUGACCCCAGGGCAGCUGCCAGUUUUGGAGCAUCCUGCUGGGGUGGGGAAGAAUGGGACAGUCCCCUGUGGUCUUGCAUUCAAGAAGAAUGAGAAGGAAUUUAACUGAUUGAAACUGCCAUGCACAAGCCCAUCUCUUGGUCUCUUAAUGGUGCUACAAGGUUAAGGAAAACUGCCACCUGGGGCCUUUAAACAACUCUCCUUCUUCCUAAUUUUGAAUAUGCCUCCCCUGUAUACACCACAUAACAAUGUUAAGGGCAUCUCUUUCUGUCCUAAAAGACUUCUCAAAGGGAACUGCCUUCAAGCCUUUCUGCCACAGCAGAUAUUAGCUUUGAAUAUCAUUGCCAGAACUCAAGGCAUAGGAAGAGCUGGCCCCACAUGGACAGUGGGAGCACCUGUGCUCGGGGCUUUUGUGAAGGGGAACUAACAAAUUGCAAGUGACAGAGGUGACAAGAAUUUGAGCAAAAGGGGCUGCUGCUUUUUCACUUUUAAAAACACCUAGGCUGCUCAUGAACUGGGUUUAAUAGCCAUUCCAGCAUGCAUACCAAACUUGAAGGCCUGUGGCAAUAGGAGCUGUCUUGUCUUCACUCUGCAUGUCUACAGGAGACAGUAAAGCUAAAGUGUUGUGGCAGCUAUUCACUCCAGGUGCUCCUCUCAGAACCAGUCAGAGGAUUUUUCCUGAGUACUUAUGACAAAUUGAUGGGAAACUCAAAGGGGAGGGGAUUGUUUUACAUUAGGGAACGUUGCAGCACGAGGUUUGUCUUCCCAUUGUGUUAGGGCAUAAUUUACAGAUCCAAAGCAGCCUCCAGAAGCACCAAGGCUCUUCAUGAAAUGAGCUGGGGUUUUGUUUUGUGUGUUUUCUUACCAGUUUGUAUUCUUUCCUUUUUGUGUCUGUCUUCGUUAUCCUCAGGAGAGCUCAAAGGACAAAAUUUAGGCUGACAGGAUUGUACUGCUUGCCUCAGGCUUUUUUUUGUUUGUUUUUGUUGGGGUUUUUUUAUGUUGUAAAACAAGUAUUUCUGUUACAAGAAACCAAACACACACCCUAAAAUAACUGAAUACUGGUCUUUUAAUAUGACUUCUCAUUUCAAAAGAGUGGGAUUCAUGUUACAGGCUGAUUUUCUCCUACUCAGCCCCUCCAGGUUUGCUUAGGGGUUCUUUGGUUGUUUUAUUUUUGUAAGGACCAAAUGUGGUAUUCUGCAGUUUUGUAGCCAAAUUGCCAAAGGUGAAAACCUGGGCAGUUAUUCUCUUCCACAAGCACCUCUACUUCAAACAGGCAAAAUACCUGAAGGAGUUACACAAACUGUGAAGAGGUAAGUGCUCUCUAGAGCCAAAUACCUGAGAGCAAGAUGGUGUUAUAAACCACGUAUCUCAGCUUUUCUGUUUUCAGAAGUUUCACAUGAAUAUUUGAGUGAAACUUAACACAGAGAACAGUCUUAAGCACCUACUGUUGCAGGAAAGCUGUAGUGGCAUGGGAGAAAGCCUUAUAGCAUAGGUAGGAAAACAUUAGAGAUUUUUAAAAUGAGCUCUUUAUUGACCCGUUAGAAAAAGAGGAAGGAAAGUGCUUAGUAGUUGGAUAAAAUGUGGCAGCAGCUUCCUAGUCUUAACUGUGCUGCUGAAUCUCACUUUGGUGACAUCCUUUUUCAUGUGAGAAGACUUCUGAGGCUUUGUGAAUGCAAAUAGGCCCAAAGGAAGCUGACUGUGCUUGCUUGCACCCACCCUGGCACCGCAGUUUGGUCUGAUGUAAUCUGGGGAUAGGGGAGGGCGAGGUUACAAUCAGCAGUGAGCAGAGGAAGGCUGCCCUUAAACCAUUUUAUCCUUAGCAGGCUGGCUGUGGUACAACUCCUGCUUAGUUUGACCCUUGGCAGGGUAGGCAGACAGGUAGCCUGCCACUGGUACCAGCUACUCCUGAGGACUGGAUUUUAUUUCAGUCAAAUGGGAAGGCUUCACUUCUUCAUUUCAUGUUCAGUGUUCUUAAUAAAAAAAUGCUUGAUCAGGCUUUGCAGGUCUGGCUGCUUUUUAACCCCUGAGUGUUUGGAAAGUACAAACCUCAUCAGUAAGUUAUUUCUGACUGCCAUUUCUGCAGAAAAAUGAAGAGCAUAAUCCAUCCAUCCUGAGCCU